AUGACCCAAGGAGACUACAGGGCUAUUGCCCAUGAAAAAAGGCUACAGAGGAGUCAAAAGAUUCCUACCGCCUGGAGACUCGACGAUGACAAGCGUCAAGAGUCCAUUAAUCCUUUGGAUGUACCAAUUACUUGCGGUAUUUUAAACGAUACCGAGAUCGAUAUCACGUCCAAAUACGACGCAACAAGCCUGCUAAUGGGCAUCAAAAUCGGUACAUGGUCAGUUGAGCAAGUCACGACAGCGUUUUGCAAGCGGGCAGCUAUCGCUCACCAGAUGGUAAAUUGUUUGACAGAAAUCUUUUUCGACGAGGCAAUCGAGCGCGCUCGCCAACUUGAUAAACAGCGACAAGAAUUCGUAGGCGGCAAGACACUGCCUCCACUGUUCGGCUUGCCUAUCUCAAUCAAAGAUACUUUUCAAAUUCAAGGCCAUGAUACAUCAACUGGUUUAGCUUGCUACGUCAAUGCACCGGCAAAAGAACAUAGUGCUAUCGCCGCUAUGUUGCUUGACCUCGGUGCUGUCCUCUAUUGCAAGACAAAUGUUCCGCAGACUGUCAUGACUGGAGACAGUGAUAACAAUGUGUUUGGCAGGACCCUCAACCCUAGAAAUGCUUCAAUGACUGCGGGUGGUAGCACAGGCGGUGAGGGUGCCCUGCUUGCUCUAAGAGGAAGCGUCCUCGGCGUUGGUACUGAUAUCGGCGGAAGCAUACGUGUGCCAUCUAUUUGUAACGGAAUUUAUGGAAUGAAACCGAGUGCAGGCGUAAUUCCUCAUGGAGGUACGCGAGAGCUUACAGUACCGGGCACGGAUGGAGUGCGAUCGAGUGUUGGGCCAAUGGCAACCACAUUCCGAGACUGCGCUCUCUUUCUCAAGUCCAUAAUGCAGGCUGACACGUGGAAAUAUGAUAGCAAUGUCAUCUCAUUGCCAUGGAGAGAUCUGACGAAACCCAGCAAAAGACUACGAAUUGGUUUAGUCGAAGAUGAUGAUUUCUAUACACCAGUGCCCCCCGUGAGGAGAGGCUUGAAGAAGGCAGUGGACAAGCUUCAACAAAGCAACGCCGUGGAAAUUGUUCCCUUGACUCUACCGCAGGGUAAUGGUUGGUAUGAUGACUUGCUUUCUUAUUAUACUUUAAUGGGCAAUGAGUACUACCUUGAACAGCUUAACCGAACAGGAGAGCCUUUGGUGCCAUCGGUCAAAGCACUCGGCCUCUUGUCGGGACAGAAAACAACGCUUCAGGGAUUUUUCGAUCUAAAUGUACGUCGGGCUGAAGUCGCUAGUACCUAUCGUCGUUUCUUUCGCGACAACAAUCUGGAUGCUAUUCUGAUGCCCCCAGCACCUCAUACUGCGCUACCUUUGGAUACUUGGACCACCGUCACUUCCACAGGCUUGUGGAACUACCUGGACUACCCGGCGGUGGUGGUUCCUGUAGAUGUUGUGACGGACUCAGAUGCCAUUGAUGACGCCAGUAACGCGAAAUACGGCCAUCAGGAUGCCGGACUUUACAAGCUCUAUACUGGACCCGAAUUAUAUGAAGGGCUCCCAAUCGCUGUUCAGGUAGUCGGCUACCGGCAUCAAGACGAGGCGCUGGUUGCUACAGCUGGGAUAUUGGAUUCAAUCAUCAAUGGCGAAUAA
Messenger RNA from Trichoderma harzianum CBS 226.95, 1626 nucleotides. RefSeq lists its product as hypothetical. Lineage: Eukaryota; Fungi; Ascomycota; Sordariomycetes; Hypocreales; Hypocreaceae. The transcript has 4 exons. The record is from RefSeq and is a predicted model, not a curated record. Bases 1 to 1626 code for a protein of 541 amino acids.